Oncorhynchus tshawytscha (Chinook salmon) is the source of this 3107-nucleotide messenger RNA. RefSeq names its product tetraspanin-13. The transcript has 6 exons. NCBI's taxonomy places the organism in Eukaryota, Metazoa, Chordata, Actinopteri, Salmoniformes, Salmonidae. The coding region runs from base 44 to 721 and encodes 225 amino acids. The record is from RefSeq and is a predicted model, not a curated record. Gene Ontology annotation, cellular component: membrane.
UCCUACACACCUUAAAAACGCCACAGUCAGUGUUUUUCAUUCAAUGAUAAGACUUCUUACUUUUCCAACUCAGACACAUUUGAGUCUGAUAAUUUCUUUGUUCGAGAUGGUUUGCGGAGGAUUUGUUUGCACGAAGAAUUCCCUAUGCGCUCUGAACAUACUUUAUGUUAUGGUGAGCUUGCUGCUGAUUGGAGUAGCUGCUUGGGGGAAAUGGUUUGGCCUCGUCUCCAGUAUUCGGGUGGUGGCUGGAGUCGUUGGCGUGGGCAUCUUCCUGUUAUUUGUGGCCUUCGUGGGCCUCUGUGGAGCCCUGAUGCACCACCAGGUCCUGCUGUUCUUUUACAUGAUUAUUCUGUUCCUGGUGUUCGUGGUGCAGCUGUCAGUAUCUGCCGCAUGUCUGGCUAUCAGUAAAGAGCAGCAGAAAGAACUCCUAGAGGUGGGCUGGAACAAGUCGGAGGCCACUCAGAAGGAUGUGGAGAGAACUCUAAACUGCUGUGGCUUCUACCAUCCAAACUAUAAUGGCACCUGUGACGCGGACUGUUUCUCCAACCCAUUAUCCUGUGACCCUUGUGCUCCAAUCAUCCAAAGUCAUGCUGAGGAGGUUUUACGCUUUGUGGGUGGGAUUGGAUGCUUCUUCAGCUUCACAGAGAUCCUGGGAGUGUGGCUAACGCACAGAUACAGAAAUCAGAAGGAUUCCCAUCCAAACUCUGGUGCAUUUCUAUAACUAGCCUGUUCAUGAACUCAACUUUGCACUGUCAUGCAUUUGUAUUUAGAUCCUUUGACUCAUCUACGACUGUUUCCUAUUCAGAUAUUGCUGUGAUAAUAUAACUAUGCGUUGAUAUCUAAUACUAUUGACUGUUUUUUACAAAGUUAAUGAAAACAAACAAUUCCAAUUCCAUUUGAAUCUUGAGUGAUGGACACUGAAAUUGAGAGCAGUUACUUUAAGGUUAAAUUUGACUGAGGUCACUGAUUGGAGUAGUGAUCAAAUGUCAUAAACCUACUGUGCACACCUUAUACAAACAGAGCACAGGCAGAGCGUAAUGUUUCCUGGUAAGCUGUCUGUGGAUUCCCAGUUUCAAACCCGGCUUUCUUUGGGUACCUACACAGUGCUGUCUUUGUUGCGUGUAUUGGGGGUGGGGGUGGUGUGUGUCUUAGAUGUCAUACGGAUGCCAACAGAUUCAGCUUCUUUUUCAGAUUCAACUCUACUAAAGUUUAGAUGGCGUUGAUCACUUCACAGGGCAUGUACCAGUACAAACAUUAAGCUUUUUUUUAAUCUGUGUUUCUAAAUGGUUAGGCCAUAUCACCCUAUUAAUUUGAGAUCUGGAUGCGUCAAGCGUAUCAGUUCAUAUUACAACCCAUUUCUAAACAUCUACUUUAGGCUAUUAUCACUCGCAUUGACAAUGUCACAACUAAAAAAAAUACAAUUCUCAAAAGGAGAUUCAGGAAGAAAAUAAUUUACUGAGGUGAUUUCUUCACUGGAAAUGGGGUAGUGUGACUUCAAUGCUUCAUCCAACUCACACUAGUUUAACUGUUCUCCAGUGAACAUUGGGGUUUGCAUAGCAACUUGCCUUGCCUCAUUUGGCCAAACCCCUCAGAUCUACUUUAGAUACAGAGCACAGUGAGUUGCAAUGCAGUCUUAUGACCUACUAAGAAAAUGUAACUUAGUGCUGUUAGUCACGCCUAGGCUACAUUCCUGCCUUCCAAAAGGAUAGGAACCAGGAGCUGACUGUGUAGUCCCUUUUAUUCUUCUAUAGCCUGCCCAACCUGUUCAUGAAGGCAUCACCAUACGUAAAUCAAUCUUAACACAAUGUUAAAGCAAAGCUAAACAAACGGACUCUUGUAUUUGUAUGAUCAACUUAGCACAUGCGGAACAAAUGUGAGCUGUUCUGUGAUAGUGUAUAGUGCCACUAGCUGGCAGUGGUAACGGUCAUUCGCAUGGUGAAAUAUGUUGUCAAUCCCCUAGACCAGUAGGUCACCAACCGGUCGAUCUUCAAACAAAAGUCAAAGAUAAAGGCUUGCGUUCCCUUUGUGUUGCGCUGUUGGCGGUAUGCGCACUUGAUUCAGAAGCCAUGUGCACCGGGAGGCAACGUGUUCCAAUUUUGAACCAUUUAAUUUGUCUGAAAUAAACAAACUCCACCUGACUGGGAGAACUGGGGCUAAAACUGUGCUGGCCAAUCGCAUAGCUCACAUCACUGUGCUUACAGGCUUCCAAGACCUCGGCCGCAACAGUUGAAUACUAUCCGACGUAAGAUUUCAUAACGUUCAAAGCAUGACUACAGAGAUUGUCAAAGAAUACAGCAAAGAGCUGCUGUUUUAUGACUGAAUUAAUGUAACAUUUGAUUCAGCACUGUCAAUCUUUAUACAACACUUGCAAAACAAAACGCGCUUAUCCAAGCUUUCACUCCCGCUGUUAUUAGGUCUAUUUUUAAUAUUCAACUUUCUCCGGUCAAAGGAACAACACGAAUUUGUGCACGAGUUAGAUGUGGUGCGACUGCGUUUCGCCAUCAGGUGUAAGACUGUGUCCCCUCUCGGGUCAGUGUCACCGGAGGAAAGGAAGGAGAUAGCAGGGACAGUGAGGCGCACCAGAUGCUGUGCUCUCCGUCAGCUGAGACUAAUGCCAUGUUCAAAACAACUUGAAAAUCUCCGACUUUAGUGCGUCCGAGACAAUUGGGAAAUCAGGAGAAGAAAACUAGAUCCGACUGGGAAAGAUCGUUUAGAACGGUCAUCCAACUCGAAACCCCCAAAUAUUUCAAACUGGCAAUUCUAAACCUCCGACUUGAAAGCACCAUUACAAUUAGCCCAGUAAAAUAUAAAAGCAAGUUAUUUUAAUUUAUGCUGAGCUGUGCCUUCCAAUUGCUACACCAAUCUAUUGGUUAUCUAUUUUGUAUUCAAAGCUCAAAUGAAAUAUUAUCUGGUCUGAGAACAAUAUUGUCAGGGGAGUGUCGUCUGGGUUUGGCUGGGCUAGGCAGUCAUUGUUUUUAACUGACUUGCCUAGUUAAAAUAAGGUUAAAUAUAGCCAAUAUGCUGUGAUGUAUUAGGCCUACUGCACAAACCUCAUUCUUACAGAACUGUUUUUAUGAAGGUAAUGUAAUAAAAGUCUGGUGGCUCUG